Lactuca sativa (garden lettuce) is the source of this 3584-nucleotide messenger RNA. Its product is annotated as DNA topoisomerase 4 subunit B (DUF810). Lineage: Eukaryota; Viridiplantae; Streptophyta; Magnoliopsida; Asterales; Asteraceae. The record is from RefSeq and is a predicted model, not a curated record.
GUACCCAAUUACCAAUUACCCCCGCCGUUUGUUAUUUGUUAUCUUCGCGCGUCUCCAAAUUUUUUCUUUCCCCUUUGCAUCAUUUGGUUGUACACUCCGAACAUGUGAGCGGAGAAUCCCAAAUUACUCUCAAAAUAUGGAGUCUCCUCUGCUACAGCGCUACCGUCGCGAUCGCCGGAAGCUCCUUAACUUCAUAGUCUCUUCAGAGCUGAUCACGGAUAUUCGAAAGUUUCCUGGUUCCGCCAUCGAUUUCGAUGUUAUCAGCGCCGAUUAUGUCCUCGAAUGCAUAAAAUCCGGUGGUGGAGUGUUUGAUGUUUCUAAAGCAACCACAAAGCACACUGAUGAAUCUAUGUUCCCGCCAAUGAUACAGUCCCAAUCAGGGGAUUCUUUUUUUCUUGUGUCUGCACCAGAAUCUGCUGGAUCUCCACCUAGACGAGUGCCACCCCCAGUUGAGAUCAACAGUGCUAGACAACAUUCAUCUAUUCCCCAUGUUUCUUCUAAUGAUUCAGAAGCAACUACUUCUGGGGUGAAUGAUCCAUAUAUGGUACCCUCAAGUUCUAAGUCUGCAAAAAAUAUGGAUGUACCUUCUUUAGGACUCCCUGUUUUAAGAACAGGAUUAUCGGAUGAUGACUUGCGGGAAUCUGCCUAUGAAGUACUGCUUUCAUGCAUUUCAUUUUCUGGGAUCACAAUUCAUUCUUUGGAGAACCCGAAGAAAGAUAAGGGUUCUAAAUUUCUAACCGGGUUAAAAAAUAGGAGAGAUAGAAGACAUAUGAGGUCCCACUCUGUUGAAAACCAAUUUGAGCACAUCGACACCGUUCGUGCUCAGAUGCAGAUAUCAGAGGCAAUGGAUGAACGCAUUAGGCAAAAGUUGAUGCAGUUUUCUAUGAGAAAGCCACAUGUACCACUUGAUAUUCCUCAAAUCUCAAUUGAGCUCUUAAGUGGCAUACAACUGAAUGAUUUUCUGGUUGAAAGAUCAUACACACAAUGGAGGAAACGCCAGGCAAAUGUUCUAGAAGAACUCUUUGCAUCCGUCAAUUAUCCUGAAAUGCAAGAACUUGGGAUUUUACUUGACAAGAUCAGAAGUCCAGAGGAAUGGAACAUCAUCAUGACUCCUGCUGAUCGUACUGAAGUGCUACUAGCUAUUAGACAGGUGGCAUCCUCUCUGUCAUCCAUGAGGGGGAGUUCUCAUACAUCUUACUGGAAUGCUGGUUAUCACUUAAACAUAAGACUCUAUGAGAAGUUACUGUUUGGAGUAUUUGACAUUCUGGAUGAAGGACAGCUCAUCGAGGAACAUGCGGAUUAUUUAAAGCUUAUCAAGUUGACUUGGGGUACAUUAGGCAUAACUCAGAAGAUGCAUGAUGCGUUAUAUGGAUGGGUGCUUUUCCAACAGUUCAUCGAGACAAAAGAAAUGGUACUACUAGAUCAAGCAAACCUUCAAGUGCAGAAAGUUUUAUCCGCCAAUCAUAUAGAUGAAAAUGAGGAACAAUGUAUUGACAAAGUAAUUUGUACUAUUGACAACAAUGGUGUCAAAACCAGAUGCAAUUUGGUGCAAGCAGUAUUCUGUUCAAUAAACCUUUGGUUUGACAACAGGCUGCAAGAUUAUCACCUGCAUUUCAGUGAGAAGCCAGCUUUUUUCCGGAAGCUAGUUUCUAUGGGAUUGGCUGUUGCAACAGAUAAUUCUGCUGCAAUUAGGGUUAGGGUUUAUGUUGAAAGAUCUGUUGAAGCUACAUGCAGGCGGGUGGAAGAUACCAUAAAUCUUAUAUCUAAAAUGGAAGGGAAGCAUCCAUUGGCUAUACUUGCAAGUGAAUUAAAAGUUAUUGCUGAAAGAGAAGUGUCUGUCUUUUCACCAAUUUUAUCCCAAUGGUGUCCAGAUGCAGGGAUGGUGGCCUCUGUAUAUUUGCAUCGGUUUUAUGGAGAAAGACUGAAACCAUUUCUAGAAGAUGUAUCCUUUUCUGUAGAUGCUAUAUCAGUGCUUUCUUCAGCUCAUCGCUUGGAGCAUUACUUGAUUCAAUCUUUUAAAUCUAAAGAUGAAAAAAAUGGUGCUGGGUCAUUUUCUGUUGAUUUCUAUCAGAUUAAUAAAAUAAGCCGCCCGAUCAUUCUGGAUUGGCUUAUAUCGCAACAUGAACGCAUACUCGAAUGGACAGGACGCGCUUUCCACCUUGAGGUCUGGGAACCCUUAUCCAAUCAGCAGAAGCAAGCAGCUUCAGUUGUAGAGGUUUUUAGGAUCAUAGAGGAGACUGUUGACCAAUUAUUCGGGCUGAGUCUUCCAAUGGACAUAUCACACUUGCAGGCAUUGCUUUCAAUAAUUUUCCAUGCCCUUGAUGGCUAUUUGCUAAAAUUGUUUAGCCAGUUAGUUGAAAAGAACCAUUUAUAUCCUGCUGCCCCUCCGUUGACUCGUUACAAGGACGCAAUGUUCCCAAUAGUCAAGAAAAAAGUGGUUGAGAGUGUAUUUCUUGAUGAGGAAGUUGAGGAGAAAUUAAAAGAGUUGACAGCUGUGAAGCUGUGUGUCAGAUUAAAUACUCUUCAAUAUAUGCAGAAGCAAAUUAAUUUACUGGAAGAUGGAAUUAAAAAAUCAUGGACAUCUACUAUGGGAAAAACAGAUUCUAUGCUCAUUGACAGUGAAUCACUUGAUGAACUAUUUGUAGCCACCUUUGACAGCAUCAGGGAUUCAGUAGCCGAUGCUAUCAGAAAAAUAUGCGACUUAAUUGGAACCAAAAUUAUCUUCUGGGAUUUGAGAGAUUCAUUUCUUCUCCGUUUAUAUCAUGGCACUGUUGAAGGAUCUCGGUUGGAAAAUUUACUUCCACAUAUCGAUAGUGUUCUUAACCAUGUAUGUGGUCUGAUUGAUGAUACGCUUAGAGAUAUGGUGGUGGCUAGUAUUUGUAGGGCAGCCCUGGAAGGGUACAUUUGGAUACUUCUGGAUGGAGGUCCUUCCCGUGCAUUUUCUGAUUCAGAUAUCAUCAUGAUGGAAGAUGAUCUCAAUAUGUUACAGGACCUUUUUGUUGCUGAUGGAGAAGGUCUUCCCCGUUCACUGGUGGAAGUGGAAUCAAAACUUGCCCAUCAAAUUCUAAGCCUUUUCUCUCUCGAUGCAGAAUCAGUGAUUCAUAUGUUGAUGAUGGCAAGUGAAAACUUGUCAACAGGAUUUGGUUCCAAAAUUCAGGGACAAAGAUCAUUGGAUGACGUGGACACAUUAAUACGGGUUUUAUGCCAUAAGAAAGACGGAGAGGCCUCUAAGUUCUUAAAAUUACAAUACCACUUGCCUGCAUCUUCAGAUUAUGUUGAGACAGCAUCGUACGAGUCAACUCCAAAGUCACCAAUCCCAAUGGGAUCAGAGUUUUUAAGAAGUGCAUCGGUGAAAUGGGGUGAAAAAGGUAAUAGUAGCUUUAGAUUAUUAAAGAAGAGGUUUCAAGAAGUGCAAGGAGGUUCAUUCAGAUGGAGCUAAUAUAAUAUAAAUCACAUUAGAUGAUUAGAAGAGAGCUUAUUGCUGUUUGAGUUUCACAAUCAUUCAUUCAAAACAUGUACACAACUAACUCACCUACGUAUUAAAAACAUACAAGAAAUGAAAAUGAAAAUGAAAAUGCUGAGAA